UAUUCCUCCCAUAAUGCACUCCUCCUGUCACAACAACACAUCGCCAUUUCAGGGACAGGGGAGACAAAGCCUGUCAAUACAUUCAGCGGGUCAUAUUUUCAUAAGACUCUUCAGUGUCUGACUUGGUUGUUAUUUUUGACUGAUACGAUAUCUUUGUUUGGUGUGAAUUAGUUUUUCAAGCGCGGGGCCGGGGUUGAACAUACAAGUACGGGAUCCGAUUUUCUUUCUACUGCAAACAGCUAGCAAGUCGGCUAGUUCAGUGUCAACACAACAAGCAGGAUGAAGAGGGUGAAAGGAGACGAGGAGGAAAGCAACAGCACAUCUCAUGAAAGCCCACCGGAGGUUUGCAAAAAGGUCCGGAAGCAGCUGAGUGAGGAACCAGAUGAGGAGGACGUGCAGUGUGACCUCGGUUGUGACUGGACACGGCUACCUCAAGAAAUCGUGCUCCACAUCUUCCAGUACCUCCCGCUGCUGGACAGAGCCUUCGCCUCACAGGUGUGCCGCGGAUGGAACGAGGCCUUCCACAUGCCGGAGCUGUGGAGGUACUUUGAGUUUGAGCUCAACCAGCCUACGAGCUCCUAUCUGAAGGCCACUCACCCGGACCUCAUCAAGCAGACCAUCACACGGCAUUCCAACCAUUUACAGUACGUCAGCUUCAAGGUUGACAGUAGCACAGAGUCGGCCGAGGCAGCGUGUGCCAUUCUUUCUCAGCUGGUGAAUUGUUCUCUGAAAACCCUGGGGCUGAUAUCCACAGCAAGGCCUAGUUUCAUGGAACUGCCCAAGUCCCACUUCAUCUCAGCGCUGACCGUGGUGUUUGUCAACUCCAAGUCGCUGUCCUCUCUGAAGAUCGACGACACACCGGUGGACGACCCGUCUCUGAAGGUGCUGGUGGCCAACAACAGCGACACCCUGAAGCUGUUGAAGAUGAGCAGCUGCCCCCACGUCUCGCCAGCAGGCAUCCUGUGCGUGGCAGACCAGUGCCACGGGUUGCGGGAGCUGGCGCUGAACUACCACCUCCUGAGCGACGAGCUGCUGCUGGCCCUCUCCUCGGAGAAGCACGUGCACCUGGAGCACCUGCGCAUCGACGUGGUCAGCGACACCCCUGGCCAGCACUUCCACGCCAUCAAGAAGAGCAGCUGGGAGGCCAUGGUGCGCCACUCGCCCAAGUUCAACCUGGUCAUGUACUUCUUCCUGUACGAGGACGAGUUCGGCCCCUUCUUCGGCGAGGAGACGCCCGUCACGCACCUGUACUUCGGCCGCUCGGUCAGCAAGGACGUGCUGGGCCGCGUGGGCCUGCACUGCCCCCGCCUGGUGGAGCUGGUGGUGUGCGCCAACGGCCUGCGGCCCCUGGACGAGGAGCUGAUCCGCAUCGCCCGGCACUGCACGCAGCUGUCGGCCCUCGGCCUGGGCGAGUGCGAGGUGACGUGCAGCGCCUUCGUGGAGUUUGUCAAGAUGUGCGGCCGCCGCCUGUCCCAGCUGUCCAUCAUGGAGGAGGUGCUGAUACCCGAUCAGAAGUACACCCUGGACGACAUCCACUGGGAGGUGUCCAAGCACCUGGGCAGGGUCUGGUUCCCGGACAUGAUGCCCACCUGGUAAAGGCCAGGCCACAGACUUUGGAACGGGGUGUGAUCAGAGGGACUUGGAGGGGCGUUGGCUUGAUGGGUCCCGUGUAGCACAGAGUGUAGCACAGAGCCCGUCCGAGGUUCUGUAGCGGACUCCCCUGACCAUCUUUUCCCUUGUAGAGGGAUGGCUGUGGGCUAGGAUGUGAACUGAAAAGAGACAGACACAUUAUACGCCAACCAGAGGAAUACUGUCUAGAGCUCGAGCUGCACACCAGAAGGUCCAGAAGGGGGUCCUCCUUCAUGGGAGGAAUUCAGGCCCCGAUACUUUACUUUGGACAUUCAUCUCACACUUCAACAGGCAGAUAAUUGUACCUAAACAGAUGUUUUUUAUGACUGUGCACAUUUGAGCUACAAUGAAUUUGUAGCGUACUACUUAUAAUCCGUAUUGACACGGUAAUUUGGAUGUCAGUGGCUGUAUAUAUUUAAGAGAUUAUUUUGAUUGUUUUUCACUACUAUUCCAACACCACCAUAGGCUUAUCUGGCCGGUCAAAGGUAAUGGAAGUCAUAUGGAUUCUUACAGGUCAAUUGUUCUUCAAGCCAUUCGAUUUUCAAAAAUAGAAUGCUUACAUUAUCUUAUUUACCACUAAUAGAACAAAAAACAAUAUACAUUUUAGCAUUGCAACAUGGUAUUUAAAAAGAUAAACUGGUCAGUGUUUACUGAUCUGAUAACCAUCAAAACACUUCCCAGAAUGUCAAUAAUAUGAAUUAUUAUUAUCAACAUAUCAAUACACAUUUCGUGGCUCCCCUGGGGUGUCCAACAAUUUAAUUUUCAGUUAUAUAAAUAUGAUAAGCACUUUUAAGAUGACUUUAUCAAUAUCUAACAAAGUAUUACAUUCAGGAAUAUAAGCUUAUGAUCAGCAAAAUUGCACUUCAAAGUUGGCUCAAAUGUAAUUCAAUUAAGUAUGGCGGAACAGUAUAUACGGGGGAAGCUAAAGCAUGCUUACUGAAUCAAAAUAUAUCUGUUAUGACCAUUGAUGUCCUCCAGAUAUCCUACAAAUAUUUCAUGCGUUUGCAGUAUCCUGAAGUGUCUUUGGGGAAGGGCUGUGAGAUGAUAAGAGAGGCUGUAUCCAGGCCUCUGUGUAAAAUGAAGGUGUACACCGUGUAGAAGGCUCUCCUGUUUCAAUGGAUGUUCUCCUCUGCAUUUCUAGUUCUACUAAGCACCUUACACUAAAACCAAAUAUUGUAAAACGAUAGCUUUAAAGCAAAACAUGGGUUUGAGGAGGGGCAAUAUUUCCAGAAUUAACAGAAUUUAUAAAAUAUAAAUUAAGAGUUUGGAGGCAGCUUAAAAAUAGCCUCCACAUCAAUAGUGUACACUGGGAGUGCACUGUUAAUCUAUCCGUCUCUUAGGUCUGUGGAGGCAUAUAUGUACAUAUUUAUAAUAUAUAUAUACUGUAUAUGCUAUUUGCCUAAGUUCAACUAUUGCCUAUUGAACUUAGCCCUCUCUGCUCUCUCUCUGGAUAACUGCCCUCAUACCUGCCAAGAUGUAGGCAUCUCUGCAUAGGUUUGGGAUGGAAGAGACAGCCUUUUUCUGAGUCACUCAGCACAUCAACAUCAUGGACAGGAGGUUGAUGUGCUGAGCGACAUCAUGCUGUGGUUCCUGUCAAAGGCAUCCAUUGGUUUCAGGAAGAAGGAAAGAGGUUUGGCAAGUGAGGUGAGUCGAACGAUUGUAUUUUUUCCUCUUAAGGAAGUGAGAAGAGUAUAUAAAAUACUAUGUGUUUAAAUAGAAAAUGUGUUUCUUUAUGUCAGGAUUUCCAAUUUCCAUCACCAACUGGCUUUUGUAGUUUCUAUAGAAGUAUCCUUUUGCUAGAUGGAUUUUAAUCUUCCUGUUGUUCUUGUUACUAGAGCUAAUUAGGCAGGUCAUUUAUUGAUGAAUGGAUACUGCUUUCGUCAUUUUAACUGGUGGUCUUUCAGUUAUGUGUACAGCAAACAAUCAAUAUGAAGAGCUUUUUAAUGCUUCACCUCUUUCAGUAGGUUUAAAGCUGUAGAUUAUCUAUUUUAUUUUUUGAUAAUGUUGAAUGGUUUGUUUUUUUAAAACUUUGAUUGUAAUCCAAUGCAGCUGUGUUCUGUGUUCCCCCCAUUUAGAACAAUUAGACCUAAAUAUUCUUGGAUCACGUUGAAUAACUGUUAAAAUGGACCCAACUCAAACGUGAGGAUCCAUUCUUCACUUUUGGAUAUGUAGGCAGCAAUAGUUUAAACAAAUGUAUUUUGCUUAAUCAAGCAUGUAUUUUUUCUAAAGAAUAAGGCUUUAAUUGGGUUAGCAUAGCAACAGAGAUGCCCCCUCUCAUAAUUUAGCCACUCCUGAGCCCAAUUAAAUCAAAGUAAAUUAAAUCAAAGUUAACUGGUAUUGACCAAGCAGCUAUUUUUACUUUUGUUCUGUAUGGGAAAUGUUUUGUCAAGUUUUCUUUACCGGUUGCUUUAUUGAUUAAAUCAAUUGUUAUGGACAUGUUAUCAUGGAAUAAAGAAUUGUGAAUGUA
Messenger RNA from Gadus macrocephalus (Pacific cod), 4096 nucleotides. It is a transcript of the gene fbxl3a, whose product is annotated as F-box and leucine-rich repeat protein 3a. The transcript has 5 exons. The record is from RefSeq and is a predicted model, not a curated record. Bases 280 to 1596 code for a protein of 438 amino acids. NCBI's taxonomy places the organism in Eukaryota, Metazoa, Chordata, Actinopteri, Gadiformes, Gadidae. Gene Ontology annotation, biological process: SCF-dependent proteasomal ubiquitin-dependent protein catabolic process; regulation of cell cycle; entrainment of circadian clock by photoperiod. Gene Ontology annotation, molecular function: protein binding. Gene Ontology annotation, cellular component: SCF ubiquitin ligase complex; cytosol; nucleus.